AUGAACGAACUCGCAUGAAGCAAGUAUGUGACUGAAUGAAAACGAUCAUAUUUCGUAGUUCACAUGCUCGUGAUAAAUGCUGCCAGACACCGACGGCAAGCUUGAGCCAUUUCAGUGCGAAUUCAAUUUGGUGACAACCGGCGUGCGAGCUGGUAGGAAUAGUAGGAAAGAAGUUCUGUUGGUGAAUGGAAGUGCCGUCAAGCAGAGAAGUGAAAAUAUUAUUAAAAUACGAAAAUUAGCAAGAAACAUAUGCAAGAUUUGUAAAUUUUCAAUAAAAUGGCAAGAGUGCAGUUUCUUUGGUGCAGUGUUUUGCUUUUAAGUCUCGCUGUGGCGCAAGAUUUCGAGCCUGAACCGUUAGAACCCGAAAUAGUAACAACGAGUGCACCUCAAACUACCACCGAGCUGCCCAUAACAACCACUGAGCUUACUACCGAUGCGCCAACAAUUAUUACCACGACAACAGAGAAUCCUGUGCCCGCUACAACAACUAUGACAACAGAGCAACCAACAACAACUGCCGAAACACUUACGACUACAACCACUCCUGCCACUACAACGACGACAACAGAGCAGCCAACAACAACAACACCAAGAGUGCCUACUACUAUUCUCACUACUACGACUACAGAGCAGCCAACAACAACAACAACAACACCAAGAGUGCCUACUACUAUUCUCACUACUACGACUACAGAGCAGCCAACAACAACUACAGAAAGACUUACUACUACUACUACUACUGCCACUACCACGACUACCGCACAACCAACAACCACAGCAAGUCCUACGACCACUACUACUACAACAACAACAGAGCAGCCAGCAUCAUCAACGACAACAACACCAAAAACAACCACUACCACUGCAUUACCGCAAACAACUACUAAGCGCUGGCCAGAUUUUCCCAUAUUUCCAACAACAACUAGUACCACUGCAAGACCAAUAACUACUGCAAGACCAAUAGCUCCUGCAAGACCAACAACUACAAUAAAACAUCCAGGUUAUCCACCAUAUCGCCCAGUAAAUCCAUGGAAACCAUAUGUGCCUCCAUAUCGACCACAAAAACCAAAUCCCCCUCAGGAUCCACCACAAAAUCGCUGCUACUAUAGAUCGCAUCGCGGAUCGCCAUAUUUACAGUGGAUGUGCGGCAAAUGGCAAUACCAAUACCCAGUGCGUUGCUACCGCUGCUGCCUCUACACCGAUGUCAGCUACGCCAGUUGCUACGAAGUGCAUCGCUCCCACUGCCCACUGCCCGGUCAGCAGAAUUACAAAACCUACAGCAAUUAUUGGUUGUAUUUCUAAUGGAGCUACAUAACUAAAUAUAUUUGAAGUAUGUGCAUGUAUGCAUUCAUAUGUAUGUAUAUUUGUAGUUGUAGUUGUAGUAAUGAUUGUAAAAUGAGAUGAAUAGUAGUGCGCAUUUUUUUACUAUUUUAUAUUUUUGUUGCGCAAUUUUCAUCAUUUAGUAUUGUUUGC
This is a messenger RNA of Anastrepha obliqua, 1473 nucleotides long. RefSeq names its product salivary glue protein Sgs-3. NCBI's taxonomy places the organism in Eukaryota, Metazoa, Arthropoda, Insecta, Diptera, Tephritidae. The transcript is spliced from 3 exons. Bases 277 to 1302 code for a protein of 341 amino acids. The record is from RefSeq and is a predicted model, not a curated record.